GCCGGCUCAUUGCUUAUUGAGGAUUCAAAUAAUUAUCCUUGGCUAAUUUAAUUUGAUUUCCAGCUUUGAGUGCGGCAAGGAUCAGUUGGACUCCCUGCUUGGCAUCAGUGUUGAUAUGGGUGCUGGUGAUUUAGGACUGGGGAACAACGUUGAAGCCUGAAGGGAUUUUCGUUUGGGGACAAACUGCAUGGCAGAGUGCGUAGUCGUCAGCUGCAACAGUUGCUGCCCGUGAAGCAGUCCACAAGCACCCUUGGCCUGCCUAUUGUAGCAUCUGGCUGGGCACGGUGCUGAGUUGCUGAAGAGGCCAUAGAUGACCUUCCUGGAAUCAAAAUACAUCCAGUUUCUGCUUUCGGCUUAGCUACUAUCGCAGGGGCGAUCAAUCAUCAAUGUUGAAUUUGCAGGGUUCAAUGCUCUGCGUUACGUUGGUAUUGCCUCACAACUUAUGGAAUCAAGAAAGAAAGAUGGUUAAGCCUCCUACAUGCUGCCCUUUUUCGUGGUAGUUAGCACUACACUAGCUUUGCUUUUGAAGAGAUGCAUAUACAAUUUACUGAAUAUUAAGACAUGCCCAGAUAUUAGACAAUGCAGAUAUCUGCAAAAUUUUCAUCAACUAUUCUGCCAACCUUGAUAUACAUAUCCCUUUUGCAGGUUGUUCUUCACCUGAUAGAUAGAUGCCUAAAGUAUCUUUUGCCUAUUCUUAUGCUAACUUUCUUCUUUUGUUAUCAAGAAAUUCAGCUAGGAUGUGAAGCACAUGGCUUCAUAUUGCAGAGUUUGGAGAAGGUCAUACCAAAAUUGUUUGAAUAUCUAUUUUUUUACUCAGGUAUAUUAGGUGCAUGUAUCAACGUGCUAGAGCCCAAACGGACUGACCUUUAGCUGGUAAGGCCAUAAAGCUACUAAAGCAGAAAAGCAACAAGCACAGCCCACAUCCAAACUGCCUUAAUUGGUUAGCUCAGCACAACCAUCACUCGCAGGUUAGAGCAGCGCAUCCAUCACUCACCAGUCAGGUUUCCGGCCACUAAUCAAAACAGCUCAAAUGCCAUCGUCAGCAAGCAUAUCAUAAGCUAAAUAGGUAGCAUCGAACCUCAGAUCGCUGCAACUAUUAGCACAUCUCAUGUAACAUACCACAACAUCGGGAGACACCGCGCGCGCGCCAAACACUAGCAAAUUAAUAAAUUGGUCGGAAUCACUUCGCUGGUGAGGGAUGGUAUCCAUUGAUUAGAUUCCGAUGGACGGCGCAGAUCCCCCGAUUCCCUCCCGUCCCCUCUCCCUCCCUCCUCUUUUAACCACCCCGAGAAGCGCCUCCCCCUUUCGCCACUCGCCUCUCCCCACUCCCUCUUCGGCUCUCCCUCCUCAAGCAAGGCCACGAGAGCGAGCCGCCGCCACCGUCGCAACCACCACAAGGGGAUCCGUCCGAGGCGGUCAUGUCCACGAGGAAGCGCCCCCGGAACAGCGGCUCCGCGUCCCGGAGCAGCGGCGGGUCGUCCUCGUCGCCGCCGCCGUCGCAGUCCGUGAUGCGGCGGACAACGAGCCUGUCCGACCUCGGGCAGCAGCCGCCGGAGCCGACCGGGCGCGCGCCCACGCGGCCGGCUAGGGGGGAGGUGGCUGCGGCUGCGGUGGGGGCGGGGUCCGUGUGGGGCGCCGAGAUGAGGCGGCACUCGGCGGGCUGCUUCCCCGUGCCGGAGGCGGCGUUCCUCAAGGCCUGUGGGCUCUGCAAGCGCGGCCUCGGCCCCGGACGCGACACCUUCAUCUACAUGGGUGAGGUGGCCUUCUGCAGCCAGGAGUGUAGGCAGCAUCAGAUGAAUCUGGACGAGCUCAAGGAGAAGAAGUGCUCCACUCCGACCGGCGGCGGGGGCAGUGGCGGUGGCGGCUCAGACCCGUCCGGCAAAAGCAGCACCGUAGCGGCCGCCUAGCAUGGCCAGAGAGGAAAAAUGAAGUAAAAUUUUGGAACCCUUGUAUAGGGCCCAAAUGCAUUAGUCUCCAUCAGCUUAUGUAUAUCCUAUAUUUGUGGAGUUACUGUGUGUAUAUUGGUGGGAAGGGAAGGAAAUGGUGUAGAGGUUGGAAAUGGGCAUGCUGAUGUUUGCGACAGGUUUGCAAUGCAUCUGUGCCUGUGGGGGUGUGUCUUGAGCACAAGGGACUGCUGAAUCCUGGUGCAGAAUAGGACCUGGGAUCUGAACCUGUUUUGUUAAAUUUUCCUGAAGGAAGAACAUAAGUUCUCCGAAUCGUUGGCGAAUCCGCUUCUCUUCAAAAUUUGAA
This is a messenger RNA of Setaria italica (foxtail millet), 2250 nucleotides long. RefSeq lists its product as uncharacterized. The record is from RefSeq and is a predicted model, not a curated record. The transcript has 6 exons. The coding region runs from base 1419 to 1907 and encodes 162 amino acids. NCBI's taxonomy places the organism in Eukaryota, Viridiplantae, Streptophyta, Magnoliopsida, Poales, Poaceae.